AUGGCUACGGAUUAUGGAAACGGCUCUGCCUCAGAUAAGGGCUUCCAUAGUGGUUCUGUCAAUGAGGCCAAAAAGAUCACAGUCGAUGAAAAGAUGGUAGCCGAACCAUUGGACGAGUACGGUAUGCCAGAUAAGCUAAAAGUGACAAAAUCACUAGUAAUUCGUAAAGCUGAGCUGAUGGCCAAACAGUACGAUACAUGGUUCUUAAAGUCAUUGUUCUUGUUCUCUGCCUUCCUCUGCUCUUUUGGUUAUGGGUUGGAUGGUAACAUCAGAGGCAUCUACAUGACUUAUGCGAUGAACUCUUACUCUACUCACUCCCUGAUAUCCACAGUUGGUGUUAUUAGUAUGGUGAUCUCUGCAGUCGCCCAGGUUAUCUACGCAGGAUUGUCGGAUGUCUUUGGUAGACUGUCGCUAUUCAUCGUGUCCAUUGUUUUCUAUGUCGUUGGUACAAUUAUCCAAUCGCAAGCCUACGAUGUCCAAAGGUAUGCUGCAGGUUCCGUUUUUUACAGUGUGGGUCUCGUUGGUGUUAUGUUGCAAGUGAUUUUAGUACUUUCUGAUAAUUCAUCAUUGAAGUGGAGACUCUUUUAUACCUUUGUACCAGCUUGGCCAUCGAUUAUCACGACUUGGGUCUCUGGUAAUGUCAUCGAAACUGCAAAUCCCGAGGAUAAUUGGUCAUGGAAUAUUGCAAUGUGGGCUUUUAUCUUCCCAUUGAGUUGCAUUCCACUAAUCGCUUGUAUGCUGCACAUGAGAUGGAAGGUAAGAAAUGAACCAGAGUGGAAAGAAUUGCAAACUGAAAAAACUUAUUAUCAGAGUCAUGGACUAAUACAAACUGUGGUUCAAUUGUUUUGGAAGUUAGAUGUUGUGGGUAUUAUACUCCUAACUGUGGGUACAGGGUGCAUUCUUGUCCCAUUGACUCUUGCGGGAGGUGUCUCUACACAAUGGCAAAGUGCAAAACUGAUUGCUCCUUUCGUUCUUGGCUUCGUCUUAAUUGCAAUUUUCAUCUAUUGGGAGAGCAAGUUAGCUUUGGCUCCAAUUGCGCCAUUCAAAAUGCUCAAAGAUCGUGGUAUCUGGGCGCCCUUAUGGAUUAUGUUUCUCAUCGCCUUUGUCUAUCAAAUGGCGGCUGGAUAUCUUUACACAAUACUGAUGGUCGCCGUAGAUGAGACUGAUCUUUCUGCAACAAGAAUAACGAGCUUGUACUCCUUCGUUUCCGCAAUCUUCGCUCCGGUACUAGGUUUUAUUGUUGCAAGGUCCAGCAGGCUAAAACCUUACAUGGUCCUUGGUUGCUCACUCUAUUUUGUUACUAUGGGCCUGUUCUACCGUUACAGGGUUGGCAAAGACGCCCAUCAAGGAGUUAUUGGUGCCAUGGUGGUCUGGGGUAUUUGCAGUUGUCUAUUCGACUAUCCCGUGACAGUUUCUAUCCAGUCUGUGACCUCGCACGAGAACAUGGCUACCGUCACAGCUUUAAGCUACACAAUUUUUAGCAUUGGUGGGGCCGUUGCCGCCUCGGUCUCUGGAGCCAUCUGGACUCAAUUGUUGUAUCCGAAGUUGCUAGAGUAUAUUGGGGAUGCUGACUUGGCCGAAGCCGCAUAUUCCUCACCAUUAACUUUCUAUCUUGACUAUCCAUGGGGUACUCCAAUUAGAGACGCAAUGGUUGAGGCAUAUAAGCAUGUCCAGAAAUAUGAGGUUUUGAUCGCACUUGUCUUCACGGCACCAAUGUUUAUAUUGACAUUCUGUCUCAGAGACCCUUCAUUGACUGAUGAUGUUGCUCAAAAAUUGAAUGAUGGAGAGUACGUGGAGACCAGUCAUGACGAUCCAAUCAGUGAGUGGGUUACCUCCCGCUUCUCCAAACUGAGACACAGAGAGUAG
Torulaspora delbrueckii is the source of this 1866-nucleotide messenger RNA. RefSeq names its product siderophore transporter (gene ARN2). The record is from RefSeq and is a predicted model, not a curated record. Gene Ontology annotation, molecular function: siderophore-iron transmembrane transporter activity. NCBI's taxonomy places the organism in Eukaryota, Fungi, Ascomycota, Saccharomycetes, Saccharomycetales, Saccharomycetaceae. The coding region runs from base 1 to 1866 and encodes 621 amino acids. The transcript has a single exon. Gene Ontology annotation, biological process: intracellular iron ion homeostasis; transmembrane transport. Gene Ontology annotation, cellular component: vacuolar membrane; endosome.